Phytophthora nicotianae INRA-310 is the source of this 2505-nucleotide messenger RNA. RefSeq lists its product as hypothetical. Bases 1 to 2505 code for a protein of 834 amino acids. The transcript has 6 exons. NCBI's taxonomy places the organism in Eukaryota, Oomycota, Peronosporomycetes, Peronosporales, Peronosporaceae. The record is from RefSeq and is a predicted model, not a curated record.
AUGACGUUCAAGUCUUGCUGGAGAGAGCUCAAGCGCGACGGUUGGACGUCGAAGCCACCCGUUGAAUUAUCUAACGACUUCUUCUACAUAAAACCUGGGAAAACGAAGAAGGGCGUGCGAGGCGAAGAUUUUUUCCUUGGCGAAAAGGAGUUGAUGGAUCACUUGGACCGCUUAGCUCUGGAACAUCGAGUUGGUCCAGCUGAAGCUGCUGUUGAGGGCAGUACAACCUCCCCUGCAGGUACCGUAACCCCAGAGCACACAUCACUAGGCGAGCGCCUCAUCCCUACGUCCCCGCACGUGAUGGCCAGUGAUGAAGAGAGUGAGAGCUGUUCGCAGAAUGGCACACCAGUACCGGAUGACUCUGAAGAUUCUGAGGAAGAAAACGACUCCCCGACCGACAUUCACUUUACACCCGAUCUACUCGCCACGGUUGGUGGAGUUGAUGUGGUUGCUCGUGGUGCAGUACCUGAAGCCGCGCUAGACGCAAUGCGAGACAGUGGGUGGACGGAACCUCAGCUCUGUACGCCGUACCCGUAUAUGGAUGAACCUUACGAGAUGCGACCUGAUGAGUGGAUUCGAGAAGACUAUCCUGGUAUCUACGAAGGUGACCAUGGACCUACUGCUGGAGCCCUCAAUGCAGCGACUACGGUACUCGGUGCGUUCCUGCGAUUAGUGACGCCACAGCUCUUGGAGAGGGUUGCUAGGGAGACGAACUCGUACUUCUACGAAAAUUUGGAUGCUCGUGUGGAAUCACAGUAUGUGAAACAACAAGCACGAAAAAAGAAAAAGCCAAGGUUCUCAAUUCAAACUCCACAAGAAAUUAAGGAGAUACUGCAGAGGACACCUGACGUGUCGGGCAGAGAGUUGUGUAUUUUUAUUGGGCUGCUUAUUGCGAGGACUAUCGCACCCAACAAGGAAAAGUUUACCCACCACUGGAAGACGACAGAUGAGGGAGCAAUACCGAGAGGUUGCUUUGGGCAGUUCAUGAAACGAGACCGCUUUGAUCACAUUUCACGCAAUCUUCACUUCAGCAGCAAUUCGGACCGUAGGGCAACUACAGACCGUGCAUGGAAACUUCGCCCGGUGAUUGAUGUCCUACAAGAGACCUUCCAGCACAACUUCAUUCCUCCAGCCGUCAUGGCAUUCGACGAGGCGAUGCUACCGUCGAUGUCGCCGUUCAACAAGAUGCGCGUCUUCAUGAGAGAUAAACCCCAUCGUUGGGGGACUAAACUCUUUAUGUUGUGCUGUUCCUCGUCUGCGUAUUGCAUCCGAUUUGAAGUGUAUUGCGGAAAGAAAGAAAUGAGCGAUGGCACUACUCCUCCAGACACCAAGUCUGGUCCAGCUGCAGUUGUCCGUAACCUCCACCACGUGUUCGGAGCGUCAGGACCGUCGGAUUUUCGCCUUGUAGUUACAGAUCGGUUCUAUACAUCUGUGGUGCUCGCUAUGCAACUACUGGCAAUGAAGUGUUACAGUGUUGGAACUGUGAUGCCGAACCGGAAGGCCCUCACCAAGUCAAUCAACCCUCCAAAACGGGGUUCAAAGCCAACGAAAAAGCGACCUGAGAACAUCGAGAGGGGAACAUUCCAGAUUGUGGAGUUGAAGCAGGUGCCCAGCAUCAAAUACGCUUGUUGGUGGGACAAUCAGUGCGUGUUUGUUCUUGCAGCUGGUGGUAGCGCCGAAGUUGACAGGACCGUUCGGCGUGAAACAUCUACCGGCGAGCAAACAGAGGUCAUGUGCCCACGAUUUGUGAAAGACUACCAGUCUUUCAUGGGCGGGGUCGAUGUGCAUGACCAGCUUCGCCUACAAAGAUACUCUCUUCAACUGGCUCGACGUUACAAAAAAUACUACAAGUCGUUGUUCCUUGGCCUUCUGGAUCUCGCUAUCGUGAACGCCUUCAUUAUCUACAAUGCCCGCCGUACUUCUGAAGGAAAGAGCAAGACAUCCCACGUAGUUUUCCUCAAGCAGCUUCACCUGGAGCUAUGCCAACUUCGACCGGAUGAUUGGAACCAACUUUUGCGGAACCAAGGACUACAGCCUACACCUACAAAAACCAACCGCGAGCAACCAGCGCACGUACCUAUACAAACGGAUGAAUGGAGAAAAGGCAAUGGAAGCGAGACGCGGAAGCGCCGGCAGCGGGCCUGCAAGGUCUGUUCGGUCUUGAAACGCGCUGACCAAAGCCGUGGGGGUGAAACUACCUUCUACUGUGCUGUUUGUAAGUUGAAUGCUUCCUCAACCCACGUCCUGGCGUCGCGCGUCUUCCUGUGCAACAAAGUGAAACACACAAGCAAUGGAAUAGCGACGUCGUGCUUCGAAAUUUGGCACAAGCACUGGAAGUACGGUACAAUGAUACCUCAGGUGCAGCGAAAGCGCAAACUUCGCGCCCGAAAGCCUGCGCGCGUUCAUGACGUUGAAGAAAGCGAUGAAGGAAGUUCGGAAGCGGAAUCGAACGACGAAUCUGCAGCAGGAAGCCCAUCCCAGACGCGGCAACGUACAGACGACUAG